Molecule: messenger RNA, 2550 nt
Organism: Anopheles coustani
Lineage: Eukaryota; Metazoa; Arthropoda; Insecta; Diptera; Culicidae
Exons: 2
Coding region: 1-2550 (849 amino acids)
Biological process (GO): proteolysis
Molecular function (GO): nucleic acid binding; zinc ion binding; aspartic-type endopeptidase activity
Source: RefSeq, a predicted model, not a curated record
AUGGAAAAGGCGCUGAAGACGGCAGUCCGCCAACGAGCGCAGAUCAACGCCAAAUUACUGCGAAUCGAGCAGACGCUGCAGGAAACGAAAGAGCCAACCGUUUCCCAGCUGAAGGUGCUCGCCAAAAACGUCGCGACUGUGUACGCGGAAUUUAGUGCCAUACACACCACCAUCGUAGGCCUAAUUCCAGACAGCGCAAUGGCAGAGCAGGACGGCGUAUACGACGAGUUCGAGGAAGUGUUUUACGAGGCGUCCAAUAGAAUCGAGGAGUUGCUGCUUGCUGCGGAAUCGAAGACCAAGAACAACAUGUCUGCCGCGGCGCAAGUCAUCAUCCAGCAGCAACCGCUUAAGGCACCGAUCCCGACUUUCGACGGCACAUACGCUGCAUGGCCCAAGUUUAAGGCCAUCUUCGAAGACCUGAUGGCCAAUGCCGGCGACAGUGAUACUAUGAAGCUGUAUCACCUUGAAAAGGCAUUGGUCGGCGAGGCUGCAGGUGCAAUCGAUGUCAGCAUUCUCAACGCUGGCAAUUACAAGCAAGCCUGGGAGAUUCUGACGGAGCGCUUCGGCAAUCAUCGAGCCAUAGUGGACAGCCACAUCCACGGAUUGCUGAACCUCAAAAGGAUGACGUCAGAAAACUUCCACGAGCUAAGAGCUCUAGUCCAAGAGACUUCCCGGCAUGUGGAAAGUCUCAGGUUCCUAAAACAAAACCUGGAAGGAGUGUCGGAACCAAUGGUAGUCCAUCUGUUGGUUUCGGCUUUAGACAAAUCAACCCGAAAAGCCUGGGAAGGGACGCAGCGGAAAGGUGAGCUGCCCCGUUACGAGCAGACGAUGGCAUUUCUAAAAUCCCGAUGCCAGAUUUUGGAAAAUUGCGCAGCAGCGUCAUCAUCUGCUCCUGUGGCCAAACUAAAGGGCAACCAUCCGCUUUCUCCGAGACAUCCAGCCCAGAAGAGCUAUACAGCAGCGGUCAUUCAGUGCGAAAUCUGUGGUAAGGACCAUCCUAAUAUAAAUUGCCCAGAACUGCUGAAAGGGACACCACGGGAAAGAAGUAACACCGCACAAAAGGCAGGACUAUGCUUCAACUGCCUGCGGAAGGGACAUCAGUUACGGGAAUGUCCCUCCAAGAGAAAGUGCUACAAGUGCCAGCGUCGCCAUCAUACGCUCCUGCACGAGGACGUAGCACCCACCGGCCAGCCAACUAUUUCCAUGGCAGCAGAAGUAGAACCUCAACCUCCGAACCCAAGAGUGCACCCUCCAUCGACAGCGGCAGAGUACGGCGGACCAGUGGUACGAGAACAACUUUCGACGGCAUGUGCAUCGCAAACCAUCAAACCCAGUAAGAACGUCCUGCUGUUGACUGCCGUGGUCAACGUGCUGGACGCCAAGAACCAGCCACAUCGCUGCCGCGUCCUCCUAGACAGCGGUUCUCAGGUCAAUUUCCUUGCUGAGGAAAUGGCCAACCGUCUAGGACUGCCAAAGAGACCGGCAAACGUUCCGAUCGUGGGAAUCAACGCGUUGCGCACGCUCGCUCGCGACAAGCUGACCGUUACAAUACAAUCCCGGGUGAACAGUUACCAAACAAGCUUGGAAUGCUUGGUAACUCCAAAAAUAACUGGCACGAUCCCGUCGUGCAACAUCAACAUCGACAACUGGGACAUUCCGGAGGGAAUAACCUUUGCUGAUCCAACGUUCUACACGCCAGACAAGGUUGAUUUACUGAUCGGGGCUGAGUUGUUCUUCGAUAUACUCAAGCCAAGCCAACUCGAUCUUGCCGAUAAUCUACCUCGUCUGCAAGAUAGCCAGUUUGGUUGGAUUGUGUCCGGAGCCAUAGUAGAGCAGCAGAUUACCAUCCCAGCCAUAUAUUCCCACCACGCUUUGGUCGACAUCGAAAAAAUGAUCCAGCAGUUUUGGCAGAUUGAAGAGGUUCCAGACGUCCCGGAACGAUCCAUCGAAGAAGUGGAGUGCGAGAACCAUUUUCUAACUACAUAUAAAAGGGAUGAAUCUGGAAGGUUCAUUGUGCGACUUCCGUUUAACAAACAACAAACCCUGUUGAACAAUGGUCGCACAGUAGCCCUUAAACGGUUUAUGAUGUUGGAGAAACGACUGCUUCGCAACCCAGAGCUACAACAACAGUAUGUGGAGUUCAUCCGAGAGUACGAAACUCUAGGGCACUGCCGACAAAUCCGUGAAUCCGACGAUGUACCCAACCAGCUGUCCUACUAUCUGCCACACCAUGCGGUUUUGCGGCCAUCUAGUUCAAGCACGAAAUGCCGAGUCGUGUUUGACGCCAGUGCAAAGGCAUCUCCAGCCGAGUUAUCGCUCAACGACGUGCUGCAUCCACACCGCCCUUCGUGGGCCAGCGAGGACUCGGACGGAGAGGAAAGUGAAUGUGAUGACGAACAAAGGUCCGGGUUGCUUCGGUUUCGUUCCGGAUCUCCACGACCAGAUCUACCGGGAGUAGACACGGUAGACCCAUCGUUGGUUCCCGGCUACGUCCGGCUACAGGAAGAAUACAUAGAACCAUUGGUGGUUGUGAUGGACCGCGAACUAUAG